ACCCGGAUGGAUACCAACUACCGGGAGUCCAUCAGCCCAGUUGAACGCCUGGCGAUUUGUCUCCGAUUCUUGGCGACAGUGGACUCCUACAGGACCAUAGGAUUCAGCUUCCGAGUUGGACGGUCCACGGUGGCAGGCAUUGUCCCCUCUGUGCCACAAGCCAUUUGGGACUGUUUGGUUGGUGAAUACAUGCCUGUCCCCAAGGAGGAAGACUGGAGGACCAUCGCUGCCGAGAACCUGGAGAGGUGGAAUUUCCCCAACUGUCUUGGCUCCAUUGACAGGAAACAUGUAGUAAUCCAGGCUCCACUGUGCUCAGGUUCACAAUUCUACAACUACAAGGGUAUAUAUUCAGUUGUACUCUUGGCUGUAGUAGAUGCUAUCUACUGUUUCCGUGUUGUUGGUGCUUACAGCAAGGGAAGUGAUGGCGGGACCCUCCGGGACUCUGCCUUCAGCCAGGCACUUCAGGAUGGCACCCUGGAGAUUCCACCACCUGCAUCACUCCCUGGGGCUGAAGACCCUGGACCUGUUCCCCACGUCUUCAUCGGCGAAGAGGCAUUUCCUUUAAGACCCAACCUCAUGAGGCCCUAUGCUGGAUGCCAGCUGCCAUUGCCAAAGCCUGUAAUAAUCUUUAACAAACGACUGUCCAGGGCAAGGUUAGUUGUUGAAUGCGCCUUUGGUAUUCUGUCAGCCCGGUGGAGAAUGCUUGGUCUCAGCCCCUCAAAUGUCGAUGCCUGCUUGAAGGCCACAUGUGUUUUCAAAAACUACCUGCGGAGGUCAUUCCAGGAGCCGCUCCGGAUGGAGAUGGGUGCGCCAAGUGGUCACCUACCUGAUGUCACCAGGGCAGGUGCCAACGACGCCCCCAGACAGGCACUCCAGGCGAGGGAGAAGCUGACCACCUACUUCUCAUCGCCAGCAGGUGAAUUCCCAUGGCAGUAUGCCGUGGAGUGAAACAGAUCUUUUAAGUGCCCCAUAAAAGGUUAUUUUAAGAACCAUC
Molecule: messenger RNA, 994 nt
Organism: Oncorhynchus masou masou (cherry salmon)
Lineage: Eukaryota; Metazoa; Chordata; Actinopteri; Salmoniformes; Salmonidae
Exons: 2
Coding region: 7-948 (313 amino acids)
Source: RefSeq, a predicted model, not a curated record